AUGUUCUACCGCCGCUGCAGAACAAGUCUCCUCCAUCGUCUCCCCUUCCAACAACCAAACCCUGAGUCUAUCCAAACAUCACGAUGCACAGUUUUCUUUCCUUAUAAAAACCAGACUCUCCGAGCAUACAGCACACCGACCACCGAUGUUCCCACACCCUUUCUGUCAUCCUCCUCUCCAUCAACCGCCCUCCCAGGAGCAGCUCCUCCUCCUCCUGCAACCCCGGAGUCCAAGGAAGAUGCGCCGCCGCGUGUGAUCAGUGGUACGCCCGCCGGCACGAAAUUGAAGGGACUAAAUUAUAUGAAAAAUCAGCCAGAAGUUUUUGCAUUGGAGGACGAUGAGUAUCCCGAUUGGCUAUGGUCUCUUCUGGAUGAUGCAAAGAAAAAGUCAAACACGGACGGAGAAGUAGAUACGUCGACUAUGAAUAAAAAGCAACUUCGUCAUGAAAAGAGAAUGACAAACAGUACCGCUUCCGAUCCACGCAAUAUCCCACUACAUGAACAAGCCGUCGAUAUCACUCCAGCCGAUGCAGUGGCUCAAUCUCCAGGAUCUCUUGAACUUGCCUCCUCUAGUGCUGAGACGCGCGCACAAAUUACGAAGAGCGCAAGAGCUGCCCGAAGAAAGGCCAUCAAGGAAGCCAAUUACCUUCAAGGAAUGUAA
Paracoccidioides brasiliensis Pb18 is the source of this 660-nucleotide messenger RNA. RefSeq names its product mitochondrial 54S ribosomal protein YmL37. The transcript is spliced from 2 exons. Bases 1 to 660 code for a protein of 219 amino acids. Gene Ontology annotation, molecular function: structural constituent of ribosome. Gene Ontology annotation, cellular component: mitochondrial large ribosomal subunit. The record is from RefSeq and is a predicted model, not a curated record.